Molecule: messenger RNA, 780 nt
Organism: Colletotrichum truncatum
Lineage: Eukaryota; Fungi; Ascomycota; Sordariomycetes; Glomerellales; Glomerellaceae
Source: RefSeq, a predicted model, not a curated record
AUGCAUCUAUCAACCUUCUUUACCGCACUUCUCGCAGCCGCACCACUGGUGGUUCAGGCCUCGCCCAUCUCUCUUGAAGGAGACAAACUCGAAAACGUGGAGGUAGAGAAGAGAGGCAUCGGCAGACUCAAGUAUCCUCUCUAUCUCACAACCCUUCCGAAGAACAUGACUUUUACACUCAACGAAAUCGCCAAGAACAUUCCCAAGGGCAUGGAAGCCUGGGUAGAAGAUGGCAAGAAGCUCCCCUACACCGUCUCCAACGCCGACGUCGAGGCGGCAAAGAAGAGGGGCGCGAAAGGAGUCUUGUUGGGCCGCUUUGCGAUGCAGACGGGAGGCUCCGGCUUUGGAGGAGGCACUGGCUCAAGCUUCAACAUCAAAUACACCAUCAGCGGCCGCGCGCCCGAGGCUGCAGGGACCGCGGUGCAGAAGACCCCAGGCACGCUUACCAUCAGCACCUCGGACUGGGGCGUCUUUGGUCGGCCCGACACAACCACCUUUAGCUGGAACGUCGGCCAGUCGGGCUGGGGUACGUGGACGGCCAAGACACCUACGCUCGUCUCCCCCGAUGACGCUUUUAUCGCCGUUGCAUACGUCCCCAAGAUGAAGGCCUACAUAUUCUCUCUCACUACGGACACCGAUUCUAUCACCAAGUUCAUGCGGGGCAUGGUUGGUGCCGUCCUCACACUCCAUGAGGUUGUUCUGUCCGCUGGAAGUAGCUCUCUGGGCACGGUGGCCAGCCUUGGAAUGAAGGCAGCACUCUGGGUUCCAAAGGCGCUUUAA